AAGUAUUGGGAGUCAAGAAAUCAGAUCUUCAACUAGACAAAGGUUCCAAAUCACGCUAUAAAGUUUUACUACUUUCAAAAGAUUGUGGCUUGUCAGUUCAAACUGUGAUAGAUAAACUUAAGGGAGAGAUUGAAUAAAUUGCUAAAAAUGAUACAACUUCAUAAGUGGGCAAAUGCUAUAAUGAAAUCAUUCAAACAAAAUCCAAUGACUCAUCUUAGAUUUAUUUCAACUAAGAAAUAUCGUCCUGGACAUCUUUAUAGAAAUGAGAGUUUAAGAAAAUCCCCUGAAAAUAUCACUACAUACAAAGUCUAUCAAACCCAGCCUGUAAAAAUUAAUGUAAGUGCUGAAAGGAAAAAACAAGACCUUAUUUCUGUAGUGAAAUUGGAACCAAAAGGCGUCAGUUCACAGGUGUUUAAAUUAUCACAAAUGAGGACAAGAGAGUCUGAAUGGAACACUGAGGGCUCAUUUUCAAUUGAUAAGGCACCUGUUUGGUUUUCAAAAAUACAUCAAGAUCUGAUUAAAUAUGUCAAGUUUCCAGUAGCUUCUACAGGUCACAAAGAUUACAAUCUAUGGACAUUGCAGCUGAUGACAACCUCAGAGCUCAUGUCCAUGGCUCAGGGAGCUAAAGCUGGAGAUAAUGAUACAAAAAAUGUAAUCACAGCCCUGUGGAGGCGUCUGGAUGCUAUGAGUAUGGAAGAACGGUUGACAGUAGCAGAUAUAUUCUAUCUCAAUAAUAUACCUUCCAAGAACUAUUACAGUGCACUGUUCACAUAUGUGGAUGAGAUGCUUGAAUAUCUUGAGUUCACGCCAUUACAGAUAGCUCGCCUUGCAUUUCACAUCAAAGUCCAUGGAGACGCUCCUAAGACAUUAUAUCUUACCACUGAAGAACUGAUGCUGAAAAAUUUAUCAAAUUUUGAUAUGAAUCUGAUUGCUAUUAUUUGUCACUUGUUUUUUAUUGGGCAGAAUCGGCUGCAGUGUUUCCAGCUUUUAGACCGAAUUGCUACCAGACUUUUAGAUGAUUUUAAAACUGUGAAUCAUCAUUAUCUACCAUUGUUAAUGAAAAUGCUGAGAUAUUCUAAUUACAUUAAUAUUAGCUUUUAUAAAACAUUAGGCGACAAGGUGAUAGAGAUGAAUGUUUUUCAGAGUUUUAAUUCCAUGAGUAGCAUCAUGCACUUUGCUUUUACAUAUGCUUCUGUUCGCAUCACUCAUCCAGACAUUUUUACUCAAAUCUUAUUUCGCUGUGAUAAAAUGGAGCAUAGGGCUAGAAUCAAAGAUAUUGCCAAAAUUGUCUGGGCCUGUGGCACGCUUGUUACUGAUCACCCUGAGCACCUUAAGCUCAUUCAAACGAUUCUAAAUAAAGUCAAGAGAAAAUUAUCACUAGAUGAGGUGUGGAGGUACCCUGAUAACCUGGUGGAUUUUUUGAUGGGCUUAGCACUGCUGAACAUUUACCCAGUGGAGCUGUACAACAAAUUAUUUCAUCCUGAAACAAUCAAAAUGAUUUUUGGACUGAAGUCCGACAGAGAUAAGAUAAUGCAGUUACAAUUUUUUGACCAAAGUCUCCUGAUAGAAUGUCCUCAUUAUUCUGGAAAUACUCUUACUGAGUCAGAUAGAAUACACAUGCUAAAACAACUAAAAUUUAUUUCCUUGGAAGUGGAUUUGAAACUAAGAACUAGUGUGACUCCUGCAAUGAAAGCUUUACAGAGUUGGCUUGGAGAUAAAUUUGUCCACUGUACAUUUGUUCUUCCACAUUUUAAAACAGCAGAUCUUGUAGUUGUUUAUGACAAGAAACAAAAGUGCUUCAUUGAGCCUACUAGUGUACUUCUGCCUUCAUCCAUAUCUGAACUGAACAAACUUGAUACUGAAAAUAUUGAAAGAGUUGUCCUCCAGCUACUAAGUAAAGCACAGACCACAUAUGACAACAAACCAUUGGGUAUGCUGCAUUGUAAGACAAGACAGCUGCAGGCUCUGGGCUACAAGGUUAUUUUAGUUGCAGCAGAAGAAGCUGAGACGUAUUCUUUGAUUGGCCAGGAAGCAACUCAACAGUUACUUUUGUCUCAUUUAUCUUCUUUGCUUGGGGUGACUUUGAAGUGAAAUAAAAUUGUUGUUUUA
Molecule: messenger RNA, 2109 nt
Organism: Biomphalaria glabrata
Lineage: Eukaryota; Metazoa; Mollusca; Gastropoda; Planorbidae
Product: FAST kinase domain-containing protein 5, mitochondrial-like
Exons: 9
Coding region: 148-2091 (647 amino acids)
Source: RefSeq, a predicted model, not a curated record